Molecule: messenger RNA, 1236 nt
Organism: Sphenostylis stenocarpa
Lineage: Eukaryota; Viridiplantae; Streptophyta; Magnoliopsida; Fabales; Fabaceae
Source: the annotation of a GenBank genome assembly
AUGAAUCUAAAUCGAGAUGGGGAUACGUUGAUGACCCUCAUGGGAACUACAGGCAUUGAUUUUCCAGGAGGAACAGUAGAUUUCAUCCCUGAAAUGAAGUUUAUAUAUGGAUCAGAUAAAGAGAGAAUACCCUGCUACCGUGUCCUUGAUGAUAAUGGGCAGCCAAUUGCGGACCAUAAUUUUGUGCAGGUCAGUGAAGAAGUUGCUGUUAAGAUGUACACUGACAUGGUUACUCUGCGAUCUAUGGAUACUAUCUUCUAUGAAGCACAAAGGCAAGGUAGAAUAUCGUUUUAUGUGACUGCAAUUGGAGAGGAGGCUAUCAAUGUUGCUUCAGCUGCAGCGCUUGCCAUGGACGAUGUUGUUUUCCCUCAGUACAGGGAGGCGGGAGUCUUGUUAUGGCGUGGUUUUACUCUGCAAGAAUUUGCAAACCAAUUAUUUUCCAAUAAAUAUGAUAAUGGGAAAGGGAGGCAGAUGCCAGCUCAUUAUGGGUCCAACAAGCACAAUUACGUUACAAUAGCCUCAACUAUUGCUACACAAAUUUCCCAUGCGGUUGGAGCUGCUUAUUCUUUAAAGAUGGAUAAAAAGGAUGCAUGUGCUGUAACUUACUUUGGUGAUGGUGGCUCUAGUGAGGGAGAUUUCCAUGCUGCUUUAAAUUUUGCAGCGGUUAUGGAGGCCCCAGUUAUUUUUAUAUGCCGGAACAAUGGAUGGGCUAUUAGUACCCCCAUUUCAGAUCAGUUUCGAAGUGAUGGUGUAGUCGUGAAAGGGCAAGCAUAUGGAGUCCGAAGCAUCCGCGUUGAUGGCAAUGAUGCCCUGGCCAUCUUUAGUGCCGUUCAAGCUGCCCGUAAAAUGGCAGUUACUGAAGAUAGACCAAUUCUAAUAGAAGCUCUUACGUACAGAGUGGGACACCAUAGCACAUCAGAUGACUCUACCAAGUAUCGUCCAGCAAAUGAGAUUGAAUGGUGGAGAGUGGCACGUGAUCCUGUGGCUAGAUUUAGAAAGUGGAUAGAAAACAAUGGCUGGUGGAAUGAUAGGGCGGAGUCAGAGCUUAUAAACAAUUUGAGACAGCGGCUUCUGCAUACAAUUCAAGUCGCAGAGAGUGUAGAAAAACCUCCACUUGCAGAUGCUUUUAGUGAUGUUUAUGAUAUUCCCCCAUCAAAUCUUCGUGAGCAGGAGCAAUGGUUGAAGGAGAUUGUAAAAGAACAACCACAAGAGUAUCCAGCAAAUAUUUCUGUGUAG